AAAAAGUUUUUUUAGUGUAUUUUACCGUUCCAAGAGUCGUUCUUAUUUUUUGCUAUUCGUUAACAACAUUCGAAGAAGGGAAAUAUAUUUAUUCAUUUUUCUUGUUUGUACCAUUGAAAAUGGAAUUACAAUAAAAUUCGACAGAAUUUUGUUUGAAUCAAUAUUUAAUAAAAGAAGAUUUUUGCAGAGAACACACUCCAUUUUUACUCGAUCGGGACACUUCAACAUGAAGAAAGCUCGUCUGCCUCUGUCAUUGAUUUUGACACUAGCAAUACUUGUUUACCGAUCAUAUGCUGACGAACGCCCUUUUGUUACUGCUUCGACUUCAGAUCUCGAAACUUAUCAUACUUUCUCACCAUCGCAUUCAUCAAAUUUCAAAACCUUGAGUUUGUCAAGCGAUACUAACACUUUAUAUAUUGGAGCCAGAGAUCAGGUUUUUGGACAGACUCUAGCUGACAUUACAAAAGAAAGUUUUACUCCUGUAACAUGGCCGGUAACAAAAGAUGCAUUUUGUGCCACUCUUCCACAAAGUGAAGGAGGAAAGAACUGUUACAAUCUUAUACAAAUCGUACAACCCAUCAAUAAAACUCAUGUACUAAUUUGUGGAACGAAUUCUCUCGCUCCUGAGAAUAGAUUGCUUGUGAGAGAGAAUGAAGAGGGACAAUUUUCAAUAACCAAGGACAAUAUGAUCGGGCAGACACUUUGUAGUUUCGAUCCCAACGACUCUAUCACAUCUCUCAUGACACGAAAAGGAGAAAUUUUUUCUACACCUAGAAAUGAUUUGAAUUCAAAAAUUUCUUUCGUUAAAGUAAUGUCGAAUCGCUUUUUAUCAGAAAAUAAGGACAUGAAUGGGAAAAAAGCAACUAUUGUCGCAUCAUUCACUGCCAACGAUACAACGAUCUCUCCAACGAUGUCGAAAGUUUAUUUUGUUUCUGAUGAAGAGGCUCCAGAAAUGAAAUCAACCAAUGGACUUGCUCCGACUAUAACUCAGGUAUGUGCAAAUGAUAUCGGAGGUCAAAACAUCUUGACAGACACAUGGACUUCACUUCUGAAAGUUCGUCUUCUUUGCCAAACUGGAGAAAAUUUUCCCCUUCACUUUGAUUUGGUGACCGAUGUCGUCACUGGCAGAGAUCGUAUUAUCUAUGGAACAUUUUCAACGAGACAUGAAACUUCGAGAACGAACGCAGUGUGUGCAUUCAGACUUUCCGACAUUCAGAAAUCUUUUAACGAAGGGAAUUUUCUCGAAGCUGGAUCUAAUUCCUAUGAGACUGUAGCUGCUCCCAGUGGUUCAUCACUGAGACCAGGAAUGUGUGCUUAUCCUGGUAUGCUUGCUGAUAACCCGUCAGCUUCGACAAGUAAAGAUUUUCCAGCGAAACAUCUUCACUUCAUGUCUUCUCACAGCUUGAUAGAUGGAAUUGUAAAACCAGCAUACCCACCAUUAGCCAGUGGUAACAGGGAACCAACUUCAAGAGAACCGUUGCUAAUCAAAAAUGGCGCUAAAUUUACAAAGAUUGCUGUGGAACAAGUGAAAUCAUUAGAUAACAAAGAUUUUGACGUAGUGUUUGUGGGAAGAGAAGACGGUACUAUACACAAAUUUGUGUCUUUUGAAAAGGACAACAAAAUCGAGACUAUUGAGCUAUCCCAGUAUAAUUCUCCAUCGAAUCAACCAAUCAUUAGCAUGAAACUCUCACAAGAUUUCGGUCAAUUGUACGUCGGAACAGAUCGUGGUGUUUUUCAGGUUUCUACGGCUAGCUGCAGUAUUUACACAAAAUCUUGUACGUUCUGUGAUCCAUGCAGAAUGUGUAUUUUAUCCAGAGAUCCAAGUUGCGCGUGGGAUAAGUCAACUCAGGAAUGCGUGUCAAUCAAAUCCAGAGACAAAAGCAAUCUUCUGCAAGAUAUUAUUCAUGGUGAUGGUGGUACCCAGUGUGGCACAUUGGAUAUUCCAAAACCUAUAUUGAGAAAAGUUGAUGAGAGAACAUUACUCGGACAUGUUGUUGAGAAUCCGAUUGUUUCAUACACUUGGUACAAGGUUGAAGAUGAGUCAAAGAAACAACAAAUUAAAGAUGUUCCAGGAAAAUAUAGAAUUACUAUGGAUGGUCAGCUGGAAAUAUCAAACUUCGACCAGAAACAUGAUGUGGCGAAAUACGAGUGCGAGUACUCAGUGAAAUCAUCGAUAGUAAAUGUCACAAUUUACGACGUUAAAUCUUCAACUUUCAUACCACCUAUUGUAACAGUGACUCCCAGAAGCAGUAGUCCACCUACAAUAGGUAGAGGUAGCACGACUGAAGGAGGUACCGGUGAAGUGACAAAACAACCCACAACGACUCCAGCACCUAUCAAUAUGGGAAUAAUGAAUAUUACAUUUGCUCUGGUUGCGGUCUUUGUAACUGUGAUCAUAUUUCUGAUCGUUUUUCUGGUGUGCCGACGAAAAAAAAUGAAUAAAAAAUACAGAACAAAGGAGGAUGCUGAAAGCAAAUUGACACCACCUGCUAUUGAUGGUGUUGCAACUACGGCUAUGAAUCAAGAUAACAAAACGAAUAACAAUAAUGCGAGACACCCAAGAAUACAGAGCGAAUUUGAUGAUCGGGCAAGCAGACCUUUGUUAUCAACUAAUCAACAACCACCACCUGAGGAUUCUGAUCCUGAUAACAAUUCAACUGACUUACCAACUGCCAGUCAACGGAAUGCAAAAAGUUUAGAUUUCCUCAAUGAAAGGGAGACCAUGGAUUACAUUGAUGAUGAUAAUGCUGAUGCAGUUUCUGAUGAAUUACCUGCACGAGAGCAGGCUGGUUCGAUUCGUGAAACUACAGGUCGGAAACGUGUUCCACCAGCUCGAACUAAAUCUAUGCCCGGAUCAGAACUUUAUGUUGUGUUUGGAGGAAAGAAAUUGAAAUGCAGUACUUUACAAAGAAACAAACAAGGAUCAUGGACGAUUCAACUGAAGCCCAAUCAAUCGGGCAUGGUUUCUACAGAUCAAGAUGAAAUCAUUGAUAUUUUAGAUGACAGUGAAAAUACAGCAACAAUAACAACAGAUGCCGAAGCAUUUCAUCCUGCCGAGGAGAACUUCUCACCAGCGAAAACAUUUGAAAAUACUCCAGCACCAAGCACAAGCAGCUUAAAAAAUGCCGAAAGCAGGCGUGCUUUUUUUGAGCCGGACAGCAGCAAGCCUAGCGCUGAUAGCUCGCCACAUGUGCGUUACAUGACCUCAACGCCUAAUAAUAGUCAAAUUGCCCAAAAAGCGAGGGCACCUUCUCCUUUUACUGUAGUAGAUAGCAAAAAAAAACCUUUAACAGAGCAACCAAGCCAAGCUAGUUUGCGAAGUUUCGGCCAAAACUCUUCAGAAGAUCGCGAUAGCGAUUCAACUGUGAAAGGGUCCAGUAUGACUCUUCAACAAGAUGACACAUUAUUAGCUUCAAAUGAUAAGCCACUGUCAUCAUUUGAAAACCCAAACACACAAGAACACAGUCAUCAUCACCAUCAUAAUAAACAAGGUGCCCUUUCCAAAGUUCCCACAAAAGUACCGACCUCUGAUGUUCCAGAAUAUUCCUUUAGUAAAAAAGGGAAAAAUAAGGCUCAAAAGUCGCAAAAAGCUCCAUCAGCACCUGUUACUGAUAACACUGAUUUCCAUGGUUCCAAUAAAAGCUUGGACAGAUCAUCAGGAAGUUCAGAUGGAGACGAUCCUCUACAUGGAAGAGUGAAAAGUGUCAAAAGAAAAAAUCGUGAAAACAAAACACCCUUAGAUUCACCAUCGAAAGAAUCUCGAACAUCACAGGGUUCAUCUUCAUCAAGCGAUUAUAAAUCGGCAAGAUCAUCUGUUAUAAGCGAACCGUGCCACGAUCACAGAUGACAAGAAAAAGGAGAGUAAAAAAAAACGCCAAGGAUGAUAAUCAUCCGGCCGGGCAUGAAAAAGGCAGCCCAGGAAGGGAGAAUGGUGUAAUGUGUAUGACAAGGCUGCCUCUCUAUUAGGAGCUUUAACAUUGUUGCCAAACUAGCAAACACUUUGAGGAUAGUUGUAACCUGAACAAUCCGGUGCUGAGUCCACCCAGAUUGAGAUUGUGAGAAGACUGUAAUAUGUCAAAAUCUAGUGAAGAAACUGAAAAACUAUACUGUUGUUUCCUAUUUUUGUCGGUAUAUUAGUGAUAUUUAUACAAUAUUUAUCAUCAAAAUAAUGUAGAGUAAAUUUGAUUUUAUAACUAGAAUUUGCAUUCCUCUUUGUUUCAGUGAUUCAUCCACUAAAUGGAUUGUAUCUCUGAAUGCUGCUUUUCCUAACUAGAUUUCAAUCAUUUUUUUAAAAUAAAUAACAGAUAUUUCG
Styela clava is the source of this 4312-nucleotide messenger RNA. Lineage: Eukaryota; Metazoa; Chordata; Ascidiacea; Stolidobranchia; Styelidae. The record is from RefSeq and is a predicted model, not a curated record.